Triticum aestivum (bread wheat) is the source of this 1439-nucleotide messenger RNA. RefSeq lists its product as uncharacterized. The transcript has 2 exons. Lineage: Eukaryota; Viridiplantae; Streptophyta; Magnoliopsida; Poales; Poaceae. The coding region runs from base 243 to 1211 and encodes 322 amino acids. Gene Ontology annotation, molecular function: zinc ion binding. The record is from RefSeq and is a predicted model, not a curated record.
UAUCCUCUCAACCCUUUUUCCAAGCAGAGCUCUCUCUCACGGCGAUGGGCGACAAGAGGAAGAACACCGGGGACGGGGAAACGCCUCCGGCAAAGGGCCGGCCAGGCCUGAAGCCGGUGGCGGUGCCCAGUCCUGUUGCAGCAGAGGCGCCGUAGCGGCCGGUGACGUCGUCUAGCUUCGCCGCAGUGGAGGCAGCGGCCACUCCAGUUGCCGUAGAGACGCCGGCUGAGGCGUCUAGCGGGAUGGUGCUAGCAGGCGGCACUGUCGCAGCAGCGGCGGCGGAGGGAGAUGCACUGCUGGAGUCCGUCAUGCCGAAGACAGUGCUACACUGCAACGAGUGCCAUCACCCCCUCAAGCCUUCUCUGUAUCUGUGCUCCCGUAUGCGGCACGUAGCAUGCGGCGGCUGUGUCGGUGGCGGCGACGACGAUGACGACUAUAGCAGCGGCGACGACAGUGGUGAUGAUGACGACGGCAACGAGGGCGGCGGCGUUAGUGGGCUGGCCGGCGACGACAACGAGGACGGCGGCGUUAGUGGGCCGGCCGGCGACUACAAGUGCUCUUCUUGUACAGAUUUGGCCGCGUCCGUGGUCUACGUCAAGAGCCCAUACCUGGAUACCCUAUUCAGCAACGCCAAGGUCUCGUGCCCAUACAAGAAGUACGGCUGCGGGGGCACCUUGGCCUUCCGCGACGCCGCGGCGCACGCAGCCGCGUGCGGGUUCGCGCCCUGUUUGUGCCCGGAGUGCUCUUUCGAGGGCUUGCCGGCGGAUCUCGUGCGCCACCUCACGGAGAAGUCCAGCCGGCACGGCUGGCCCGCCCACAAGAUCACCUACGGCGAGAACCACCCGUAUGUGUUCGACGAGCUGAAUAAGGAGCCUUGCCAGAAACUCUUGGUCGCGGAGGAGGACGAUGGCAUGUUCCUCUUGGACAUUGUCCGUAACAAGGACUUCUUCUUCGUGAACCUUUUGUGUGUCCGGAAUAAAGCUGUCGCUGUUCCGGUGUACAGCUCCUCGGUCGCAGUGGAGGGCCCUCCGGCUAAGGGGCUCAUGUUGAAGCUGGAAAGGAAGGUCGUGGCGAGCUGCCAGGCCCCCGCUGAUUUGGGGUACUACAACUAUGAGGCUCUCCCUGUGCAUCCGGGGUUUCUCCACGGGGAACAGACCAAGAAGCUCCAUGUGUGCGUCUGCAUCCGCAAGACCCAGAGCACCAGCGCGUGAUGCUAAGAGGACCAUCAGAAUUGCAGUUAUCUUUGCGUGAUGUUAAGAGAGGAUGUAGUUUCGUAGUAGUGCUUCUAAUUAAGCUAGGGAUCACUUCGAUUUAGAGAAAUGUGUCGUUUGUAGUCUUGGUAGAGACUUGAAUUACUUCCUCCGGCCCUUUUUACUCUGCACAUUGGAUUUGCUGAAAGUCAAACUUUGCUAAGUUUGACCAAAUUUAUAUUAAAAAUU